Molecule: messenger RNA, 2863 nt
Organism: Anguilla rostrata (American eel)
Lineage: Eukaryota; Metazoa; Chordata; Actinopteri; Anguilliformes; Anguillidae
Gene: lrguk
Product: leucine-rich repeats and guanylate kinase domain containing
Exons: 20
Coding region: 168-2510 (780 amino acids)
Cellular component (GO): cytosol
Molecular function (GO): protein binding; GMP kinase activity
Source: RefSeq, a predicted model, not a curated record
AUUCAAAAUACAAUCCCAACUUCCUGUGCGCGGUUACCAGGCAACGCAAAGGAAGCUUCAGGUGGUAUUGUUGGUUUCAGCUGAGCAAGCAGUGGCAGUUCUGAACAGCAGUUUGAAGUGUUCGAAUUAACUGCCAAAGUUACAGAUAACAGUUGCACGGGUAUAAAAUGUCCGUCUCUCCUCCGUCGUCGCACAUGCCAGUUGUUCCCGCUGACGUUACUCUCGGGGCUCAAGUGAGCGUGGGCUACCCGCACGCUCCAUCUGCGCUGCAGGUCCCAGCAAGCAUCACUACCCGAGGAUCCGAGGAGGAGGAGGAAGGGAACCCCAAGGAGGAUGACGGCGAAUUAACGGAGGAGGAGGUCUCCGGCUGUUUGCACGACCUGGGGCCGUCUGCAACGGGACUGGAGUAUACCUACCGCUCUCUCUCUAUCCCUGUAAGCAAACGACGUCUCGCCCACAUACGUACACAUCCAAAAGACAUGCAGGGACGGAACCUGACGGACAUCUCUCUCUUGCACAAUUAUGUUCACCUUCAAAGACUUGAGGUCCCACACAAUAAGAUAAAAGACCUGUCCUGCGUCAGUCACAUGCCUUAUCUCCUCUUCCUGGACGCCUCCCACAACGAGAUCUCCCAAUUCUUCGGAUUCCACCCUCCAAAAAACCUGAAGGAAGUCGAUUUUUCCUACAAUCAGAUGUCAGAGAUGAAGGCCCUGUCUGCCUACUCUUCUCUCUGCCGACUGAACCUGGAUCAUAACUCUUUUCGUGAGAUCCGGGGCCUCGAGAUGUGUUCCAGCCUCACGCACCUCAGCCUGGCGCACAACAGGAUCUACCAGCUCAAAGGGCUGAACAAACUGCCCCUGAGAGAGCUCUGUUUGAGGGGGAAUCAUAUCCGGAAGAUUGAGAAUAUUGAGAAGAUUUGGACCCUGCAGACUCUAGACCUGUCCUCUAACAAGAUCCAGAGCCUCUCGGGUCUUCAGAACCUCCACCUGCUCGGAUCCCUCAACCUGGAGAACAACAUGGUCAGUGACAUUAAGGAGGCGAAACACAUCCAUGACCUGCCACUGCUGAGGGAGCUCAACCUACAAAGGAACCCAGUACAGGACGAGGCCGAUUACCGAUUGGCCGCUGUCUUCCUCCUGCAGCAGCUGAGCCUCCUGGACCAACGGGACGUCAUGGCGGAGGAGAAGGUGUCGGCGGUCAAUAAGUACGACCCUCCGCCUGAGGUGACCGCGGCCAGAGAUCACAUGAUGCACGCGGUGUUCCAGCUGAGGCAGCCGCAGGUGAUCUUUGACAGCACGCUCCCCAGUCUGAACACUCCGUACCCCAUGUUGGUGCUGGCCGGCCCACAGGCCUGUGGGAAGAGAGAGCUCGCUCAUCGGCUGUGCCACGAGUUCAACCAGUUCUUUGCUUAUGGGAUCUGCCACACCACGCGGGGCCCCUACUUUGGGGAGGAGGACGGGUCCGACUACCACUACGUCUCCGAGGAGCAGUUCCACGACAUGAUCCGCGCGGGUAAGUUCAUCCAGACCAUUCAGUACGCGGGUCACUGGUACGGCCUCUCCCGGGAGGCCAUCGAGGAGGUGGCCAGGGAGGGCCUGGCCUGCUGCGUGCACAUGGAGCUGGAGGGCGUGCUCAGCCUGAAAAGCACCUACUUUGAGCCGCGCUACGUCCUGCUGGUCCCCACGGACCAGGAGAAGUACGGCAACCGCCUGCGGAGGAGGGCGCUCUACACCCGGGAGCAGAUGGACUCCGCCCUGUCCCGCGUCGACGCCUACGUCAGGCUGAACAGAGAGCACCCUGGGUACUUCGACAACGUCAUAACCUGCGAUGACACUGUGGAGGCCUACAAGACGCUGUGUCAGGUGGUCAGGGAGUACCUGGGGCUGGAGGAGGAGCAGGGUGGGGGUGACGGCACAAGUGCCAUGCCCGAAAACACCUUCACUGGUGACUCUCUGAAGGACACGAGGGAGCAGUCUGACCUCAGCAGGAACCUCUACGGCAAAGUGCAGCAGAGGCUGGCCCCGCCCAGGAGCCCGGCUGAAGUGGCCUCCCAGCAGAAGAGGCGGCAGCUGUUCCGGGAAGCACUGACAGGGAAAAGCCCUGGGGCCUAUACCCAGCCCCUAAACAGGGUGUCUCUCUCGGCCUCGGGUUCGACGGCUCUACAGGCUGGACAGGACCCCGCUCCUCUAUCCUCUACACCACCAGAGCCCAUUGAGAACAGCAGCUCGCAGGAGUCCCACAGCAGUUCCGCCCUGUCCUCCCUCCGGGACAGCACGGGGGGUGCUGGGAAAGGGGCGGGGCCAGACCUCCCGGGACCGGGACCGGGACAGGGACACGACCAGGACAGCCUGAGAGAUCACAUGGACUCAGGCUCCUCCCCCCAGCCGGCCUCAUCCCCAGGGGUCCAAUCGGAGGCCGCCUCGGGCCGCCCCGGAUCCAACGCCAAGCCCGUCCUCCCGCCCAUCCCGUCGGGCCGCAAGACCGCCACCCCGAACCCGACCCCGCCCUGACAGGGGAGGGGGCGGGGGCGGGGAAAAGAGGUUUACCCACGGCGGGUUAUACUCCCCCCGCAAAGGUAGCCGCGCAACAUUAGCCCUAUUUAACCGUCGUCGAACGUGCACUUGUACUUCUGAAGUAGGCUCGUUGAAGCUCACCCAACCGUCCUGUGAUAUUCGGGCAAAACCUAGAGCCUUUGGCCUCAAAAGCUUCAAAGGUGAUUGGGCGAAACAGGCCAGGUGAUGUUUAGAGAUGUUUAGACACGGCACACGUACAUAGCUUCCUCUGUAAAUGCAAAGCCUCUGUUGUGACAGUUCCUCUGUAAGAGAAAACGCUAUUCAAAUAAAGCUGAAAGGAAUUGAAUGGA